UACAAGAACAUAUCAGCGAGCGAUUCGAUCAGAUCAAUCAAACAAACAAACAAACAAUGGCUUCUUUACCCACCAUACUGAUGAAACCCGCCAUGUUCAACUUCUCCAAGGUUUCUUCUUCUUCUUCUUCUAACGGGGUACUACUACUCAACCGCAAAGUCUCUAGAAUCUUCCUCACCAACAACAGCAACCUCAACUCCAAUUCCUUCUCCCACAGGGCUAGACUAGAAUCGGCUAAAAGCAGCAGUAGCGGUAGCAGUAGCGAGGAUGAUGUGGAAGCCAUUGUGCAGAAAGCGAAAGAGAGUGGCAGCGAUAUGAUAGAUUGGGUUAAAGAGAAAACAGAGGAAGGGAAAGAUAAGGCCAAUAGUACAGCAGAGGCGGCCUCUGAACGUACCAAAGAGGGCGUCGAGAAGGCUAAGAGUGCAAUGGAAAAUGCGGCCCAGCAGACAAAAGAAACUGCGAGUAAGGCUUCGGAGAAGGCAGGGGAAGUUGUAGAGGAUGUGAAGGAGAAGGCGGGGGAAGUGAAGAACAAGGUUGGAGAAAAUGUAGAGGAUAUGAAGGAGAAGACUAAGAGUGCAAUGGAAAAUGCGGUCCAACAGACAAAAGAAACUGCGAGUGAGGCUUCGGAGAAGGCAGGGGAGAUGGUGGAGAAGGCGAAGCAGACGGCGCAAGGGGCGUGGGAGGAGACUAAAGAGACUACUAACAAGAUUAAGGAGACGGUUAUAGGGAAAGCAGAGGAAUAGAAGGAUUAGCUAAUUGAGGACCAUGUUGGCGGCGGCGCCGCCGGAAGAGUAGCCGGUGUUUGAUCGGUGCUAGCAAUACCCCCAAUAACAUGCAUUAUCCUAUCCUAUCCUAUCUCCUAUUGUUUCUUUAUUAAUAAGUUACUUUUAUGUUAAUAUGUACCUCUUAACUUCCAUCUCAUUGCCUGUUUCAGAUAAUGAGACAAUUAAUGUGCUCUUUUUUAUACAAGAUUUGGCUUAUGGUA
This is a messenger RNA of Impatiens glandulifera, 985 nucleotides long. Its product is annotated as late embryogenesis abundant protein 1-like. The transcript has 2 exons. Lineage: Eukaryota; Viridiplantae; Streptophyta; Magnoliopsida; Ericales; Balsaminaceae. Bases 57 to 743 code for a protein of 228 amino acids. The record is from RefSeq and is a predicted model, not a curated record.